Nymphaea colorata (pocket water lily) is the source of this 5263-nucleotide messenger RNA. Its product is annotated as protein transport protein SEC16A homolog. Gene Ontology annotation, biological process: Golgi organization; COPII vesicle coat assembly; autophagy. The record is from RefSeq and is a predicted model, not a curated record. Gene Ontology annotation, cellular component: ER to Golgi transport vesicle membrane; endoplasmic reticulum exit site. The transcript has 14 exons. NCBI's taxonomy places the organism in Eukaryota, Viridiplantae, Streptophyta, Magnoliopsida, Nymphaeales, Nymphaeaceae. Bases 469 to 4908 code for a protein of 1479 amino acids.
UGUCUUAACUACAUGCAAGUUGAGAAAGAAAUAAAAGGCGAUUGACCAACAACUGGGCAUCCUCUCGGUUUCUUCUGACUCAUAAGCCAUUGCUAAAGUCUAAUCCCGGAUGGAGGCUUUAUGUGUCUUUAUCCUUUGAAAUUUGAGAGUGGUUUCACGUGGAAUUUGGAGGGUGGAAGUUUUCUAUGUUCUUGAUGCUUUGAGUUGUGUGAGUUGUGGAGGCGAGGAUGCCUUGACAACUGGGUCUUUAGUUUGUUGCUCAGUUUUGCUUGUAAUCGUUGGGUAGGUGUGUGGGAGGAGUUUGGCAAUUUCGAUUUUUGAUUUGUGAGUUUGGAGGUUUGGUUCGAUGCUUUUUGUAGAUGGUUUGACUAAAUUUGGGGCGCAGAGUGCUGGAAUUUGCUGUAAGUGAGGAGAGCAUAGGUGAUUCAUCCGCACGGUGUCGUAUUUUUGUUAGUUUCUGAUCCCUUGAUGGAUACUUCUACUAUUCUUAUGGAGGAUCAAACGGAUGAAGAUUUCUUUGACAAGCUUGUUGUCGGUGAGUUUGGGAUCUCUGAUUGUUCCACAGCAGGGUUAAAGAAGGAUACUGAUUCAGAUGACACCAAUAACGGCCUACCGUUCGUUUCUUCCUUUGCUAACCUCUCCUUAAGUGAUUCUGAAAGCCUUUCAGAGGCUACUACAGAGGAGGCGGCUGUGGGAACGGCUGGGUCCUGUGAGGUUAGAAACUCAAUUGGACCAGAUGAAGAUAGUCAACCUUCAGAAGAUAGUGCUUAUAGCUUAACUAUUCAAGCCAAGAUGGAAUCUGAAGGUGCCGUAAAUGGGGUUGACUGUAAUGGUUCAGAGUCAGAUUUUUCGUUUGGUAAAGCCAGUCGACCUGCUAUGACAAGCGUGAGGGAGGUUCAGUGGAGCAGUUUCCUCACAAAAAAUGCUGAGAAUGAUCUUGGUGGGUUUGGUUCUUACUCUGAUCUUUUGACUCUUAAUGAUACAGCUGUACUGGCAGGAGAUGUGCAAGGGAGUAAGUUCCCAUCAAUAUCAUCAAAACCAGAAACUGGCUUUAUUAAUGAAAAAAAGCAUCAAGUUGACGCAACCAUGGAUGGGCAGUAUCCAUAUCAAUCUGUUGUGUCUAAUAAUUCUUACAGGUCUCAUUCUCAAAGGGAAAUAGCUGAGCAGGACUCAAGUAGGUGGGAAUCAAACUACAAAUCUGACGCUCAAUCUUACAGUACUUGUGCAGCUCAGGCAGCAGAUGAGCAGCUUGAGUAUAGUAAUGAGGAUUGGGAAAAGUUGUAUCCUGGCUGGAAAUAUGACCCUGCUAUAGGAGAAUGGCAUCAGUUAGAUGGUUACAGAGGAGAGCCACCUACUUCUCAUACUAAUAUCACGGAUAGCCUGGAGAAUUCACAAGAAAAUGGGCUUCCAAAUGCUACUGUGAGCAAUGUGCUAUUGAAUAGGACGGAAUUUUCUCAUCUUCAGCCAACAUCGCAGUCUGUUCUAGGGACCAUAGCAGAUGAAUGCAGAACUGAGGAAGUUUCCGAGCAGAACCAACCCUUUCGGGGUAAUGCUGGGUACCCUUCACAUAUGUUUUUCUAUGAACAGUAUCCAGGCUGGUAUUUUGAUACUGUUACUGAAAAAUGGCAUCAGCUUGAUGGGCAUUUUGAUCAGUCCACACAGAUGGUUGGUGGUGACUUUGAGCAGGUAUACAACCAGAAUACUUAUGGUGAUAGUGUCUCUUGUGUUAAUGCAUUGGCUGAUACAAGUUCCACCAUAUCCAAGGAAGUAAGUCAGACUGAGGAAUUUGCUAAGCAAGAACAAGGGAGUGGCUGUGCACUGUCCUUCGGUAGCUAUAUCCAUAAUGACCGUCAACCAGGUUCUUUCCAGCCAGAAGUGUGGUCUUCUGACAGGGGUUCUUCAGGUGGUGCUUCUAAAAAAAUUGCUGCUGACCAGCAAAGUAAUGAAUAUUUUCUUUCUCACGGGCGUAUGCAUGAGCCAACAGCGGAUAUGAGAUCUUAUGCAGAUCAACAGGUCACUUUUAAGAUCCCAGAAACCGAGUCCUCUUAUGGACAAGCAACCAAUAGUCAUGAAAAUAAUGCCAGCAAAGGUAGUCAUCAUAACUUGUCCUUUUCCAAGGAUGCACAUGGCUGUGAUACAUCGAAUGUCAUGCAGGGCUAUCACAACUAUCAUGGCCCUGAUUACCUUGGUGACGAGCAUAAAAAGAAACAUUUCCAAGCAGGACACUUAUCCUAUGCUUCUGUCCCUCCCAAUUCUGCUCAGGGGAGAACAUCUUCAGGUCGUCCUCUGCAUGCUUUAGUUACAUUCGGAUUUGGCGGAAAACUUGUGGUCAUGAAAGUUAAUGAUCUUUUCAACAGAAGCACCACACUUGAGAACCAGGAUGCUGCAGGUGGUAUAGUCUCAGUUCAUAACUUGAUGGAUGUCGUGGUGGUUAAAUCUGGUCUUGGAAGCUGUGAAAGCAGUAAUCAUGAUUACUUCUAUUCCUUAUGCCGGCAAUCUUUCCCUGGCCCUCUUCUUGGUGGAAAUGUUGCCAACAAGGAUGUACACAAAUGGAUUGAUGAGAGCAUUGCUUCUUGUGAAUCUCACAAUAUUGGUUAUUGCAAGAGGGAGUCCUUGCUGUUGUUAUUGUCAUUGCUAAAAAUAUCUUGUCUGCAUUAUGGAAACCUUCGGUCUCCUUUUGGUGCUGAAGCUGCUUCACAGGAAAUUGAUGGACCCGAAUCUGCUGUGACUAAGCUUUUUACAUCUUCUAGAAGGAACAACAUGCAGCUGAGUGAGUAUGGUGUUGGUGCCUGUAAACAAUGUCUGCAACCUCUGCCUUCAGAAGAACAGAUGCAGUCUACUGCAAUUGAAGUGCAAAAACUUCUUGUCGCCGGUUGCCGGUUAGAAGCUCUCCAGUGUGCACGAGAGGGUCAGUUAUGGGGUCCUGCUCUUGUCCUUGCUGGAAAGCUUGGUGACAAGUUUUAUGUUGAAACUGUGAAGCAAAUGGCCCAUCGCCAGUUUAUAUCUGGAUCACCUCUGCGGACACUAUGCUUGCUUAUAUCUGGGCAACAAGCUGAUGUAUUUUCUUCAGAAACUAUAGGUAGUCCCAGACAAGCUGCAGCACUUAGUGUCUCACAGCUUCCAGCUCAGAAUUGUGCAACUAGCAUGUUAGAUGAUUGGGAAGAGAAUUUGGCAAUUAUGCUUGCAAACCGAACAAAAGAUGAUGAGCUUGUUAUCGUUCGCCUUGGAGAUUGUCUUUGGAAAGAGACAGGCAAGGUAACUGCUGCUCAUGCCUGCUACUUAGUUGCAGAAGCAAAUUUUGAGUCAUUUUCAAACACCGCUAGGCUCUGCCUAAUUGGUGCAGACCACUGGAAAAUGCCACGAACAUAUGCUAGUCCUGAUGCUAUCCAGAGAACAGAACUGUAUGAAUAUGCAAAAGCUCUUGGCAAUUCUCAAUUUACAUUGCAAACUUUUCAGCCAUAUAAACUUGUUUAUGCCCACAUGCUAGCAGAAGUUGGAAAGGUUUCAGAAUCUUUGAGGUACUGUCAAGCAAUGCUGAAACAACUGAAAAAUGCUGGCCACACUGCUGAUGUUGAAACAUGCAAAGUUUUGACAUCUUCCUUGGAAGAGCGCCUUCGAACCCAUCAGCAGGGAGGAUACGCCUCAAACUUGGCCCCUGCAAAACUGAUGGGAAAGGUCCUUACUAGCAUUGACCGAUCAAUCCACUGCAUUAUUGGUGCACCCUUACCACCACUGCCACCAGUCACUGAGGGCAGCAUACAGAAUGGUGAAACUGAUGAUGGAUCUGCAGUUCUUAAGAUGUCAAAUGAAUCAUCAAGAACAGGUAUUACAUCACUAAUGCCGUCAUCCUCAAUGGAGCCCAUCAGUGAAUGGUCAGGUGAUAGCAACAGGGCGUCAGUACCCACUAGAAGCAUUUCAGAGCCAGCCAUUGGAAGAAGUCCAAAGCAGGGGCAGAAUGCACAAACGUCUCGAACAGAUGCACAAGGAAAAGCAUCAAGUACUGGCAGUCCAACUCGCUUGGGUCGCUUUGGUGCACACCUUCUGCAGACAGCUAUAAGCUUAGUUUCAAGGAGGCGUCAGGCCAAACUUGGGGAAAGGAACAAAUUUUAUUAUGAUGAGAAGCUUAAAAGAUGGGUAGAGGAAGGUGUUGAUCCACCAGCUGAAGCAGCUGAACUGGCACCACCUCCAACUACUGCUGCAUUUAGGAAUGAUGCAGUGAAAAGUCCAAGCUUAUCACUUGACGGCGUUAUUGAAACAAAAAAACUGCCUGCAUCUGAUAGUUCUAGCAUUCCACUGAUGCCUCCAGCGAGCAUGAACCAGUUUUCAGCACGUGGCCGGCUUGGCGUUCGUUCUAGGUAUGUUGAUACUUUCAACAAGGGUGGAGGUGUUCCAGUAUGCACGUUCCAAUCUUCUGGCCUUCCAUCUGCAAAGCCUGGUGGUGCUACUGCCAAGUUUUUCAUUCCCACUAUCGCCGCUUCUGUUGAGGUUGAUACUGUUCAUUCUGCAGAAUCUAUUGGAAGCGAAAACAAUCCAGAACCUGCUGCCAAUGAAACUUCAACAUCAUCUCCGUCAUUAUCAUCACCACCACCAUCACUAGCAUCAUCAGCAGCACAUUCCAUUCACCCCUUCCCGAGCAUGAAUGAUGUCAACGCAGCUAGCAAAGAAAUAGCUAUGCUGGACCAACAGUCUGGCCUAUCUCCGUCUCAAUCUCGUGCAGCUUCAUGGGGUGCUACCUACACCGACAACUUGUGUAAUCCAAUGAUUGGAGAGACGAGACCAUCAAUGGAUAUGUUGGGCGGUCCACCUUUCUCAUCAUCAGAACCUCCUGGCCGUUCGUUGGCAAACAAUAUGAGCAUGUCAACGAGUGUCCCUAGUUUCGGGGAAGACCUUCAAGAAGUUGAGCUUUAAGGAUUAUCAGUUGGAUAUGGUUUUUGGUAUUAGUAUAUGGCGUUCAAGCCGGAGGUUGAAUUCCCCGAUGCAGCAAAAAGGGAUUUGAUUGGUCCAGAGAAAACAAAGUGAGUGUCCUACAUGUUUAUAUGCCAUGUCCUCUUAGCGUGCUCUCUCUCUCUCUCUCUCUCUCUCUCUCUCUCUCGUUGUGUGUGUGUGAGAGAGAGAGAGGAAAGGACUCGGGGGCAUUCAACUGUUGAUCAUCAGGCCACCAUUGUACAGCCAUUUUGUUGGUUUAUUACAGACAAACUCAUAACAGGAUCAAAAGCUUCCUGAUCCAAAAAACGGAUACACAAUAAAAUUGAAAAUUGUAGAA